CCGGUUGUCUUCCCUCCAACUCCAAGCGCAUACCGUCAUCUUGGAUCCUCCACCAUUCUCAAUUUCUCCGCGUACGAAAGAAAACGACCGAGAAAGCAAGCGGGAGAGCAAAGAUUUGGCAGCCGGAGGAAUAGAAAAUCACACGCAUCACACUCAAGCAAAGGGAAAGGAAAGAAAAGGAGGGGAAAAAGAAAAGAAAUGGGAGAUUUUUUCAAGGCCGUCUUGGGACGGCCGAAUUUCCAUGCUAUCGUCUACCCCGCCCCCAUGAUCAUCAACUCCUUUCUUUGGCGUUUCCCCCACACUCCUCCUUCGACGGUCGAAGAAGCCAUGGGCUGCGUCCAGGCCAAACCCUCCUCUCCCAGCUCUCCCUCCCACCUCGAGGCGAGGAAACACGUCUACGGGUACGACGCCGGCGGCGGGCCGGCGGCGAAGAGGCAGCAGCACAGGGCCGCCCCGCACCGCCCAUACAUCAGGGGAAGGGAGGAAAGGACCCUCACGAGGGAAGGGGAGAAGGAAAGCAAGAGCGAGGCAGUCCCGCCUCCGUCGAAGCCGGCCGGCAGGGGCGGUGGGCCGACGGACGAGCAGGUGGACGGCUGGCCUCGCUGGCUCACGGACAAUAUCCCCCGGGCGGUGCUGGCCGGGUUGGUGCCCAGGAGCGCCGACUCCUACGAGAAGCUCGAUAAGGUAGGCCAGGGGACCUAUAGCAACGUGUAUAAAGCUCGAGACCGUGAUACUGGAAAAAUUGUCGCUCUGAAAAAGGUUCGUUUUGAUACAUCAGAAUCUGAGAGUGUGAAAUUUAUGGCAAGAGAAAUUAGGAUAUUGCAAAAGCUGGAUCAUCCCAAUGUCAUUAAGCUUGAAGGGCUGGCUACUUCAAGAAUGCAGUAUAGCCUUUACUUGGUCUUUGACUUUAUGCAAUAUGACUUGGCAAGGGUUAUCUCUCGCACUGGUGGGAGGCUCACUGAACCACAGGUUAAGUGCUACAUGCAGCAGUUGUUGUCGGGUCUACUGCACUGCCAUGAGAGGGGAAUUCUACACCGAGAUAUUAAGGGUUCCAACUUGUUAAUAGACAAGCAUGGAGUGCUGAAAAUUGCUGACUUUGGCCUUGCAAACUAUUUCAAUCCAAACAACAAACAGCCACUUACAAGCAGAGUAGUGACACUCUGGUAUAGGGCACCAGAACUGCUUCUGGGCACUACGGAUUAUGGCAUUGGUAUUGAUCUCUGGAGUGCAGGUUGCCUUCUUGCUGAGAUGUUUGCUGGGAGGCCAAUUUUGCCUGGUAGGUCUGAGGGUGAGCAACUCGAUAGGAUAUUUAAGCUCUGUGGAUCCCCACCAGAGGACUACUCGAGAAAGCUAAAGUUGUCUACUAGCUUCCGACCUGCACAAACUUACAAACCGACUGUCUUGGAAACUUUUAAAGAUUUCCCUUCUUCUGCCUUGCGUUUGCUGACCAUACUUCUUGCACUGGACCCCUCAUGUCGUGGUACUGCAGCUUCUGCUUUGCAAAGUGAGUUCUUUACCUCAAGCCCGUUGGCUUGUGACAUUUCAGGCCUCCCUGUAAUUUAUAAUGAAGAAAAUGAUGAACCAGCUCAACCACGUGAAAGGCAAAAGCGCAAAGGUUCCAAACUGAACCAUCGGUCUCGCACACAAAAAGACAACCAAAAAAAUAUGGAACAAACUAUUGUCAAAACAAAAGCGGAUUCUGGAUCUUCCAAAGAGGAGGAGAAGGCUGCAGAUCGGACAACACGUAGCCAAGAAUUGGAUUACAGUACAGGAAGCACUUCCUCUGGUGUAAAGCCCAGAGUCUCUGUGGCUCCACCUGCAUCCCUAUCACCAGUGACAUCGUCAGUCCAAGGACAAUCAUGCAGAACAGAGGGCCAUCCUUCAGCCUCUGGGAUUACCAGGAACUUGCCUCCACCACCAUCCAUGAAGGCAAAUGCUGGAGGCGAGAAAGAAUGCAUUGAUGGCAUGCACCCAUAUGGUUCAGAAAAGAGGUCUGCCUCCACUUCAGAAUUCCGCAGGUUGGAUGGACAAGAUACAGCUAAACAUUAUGUUCUUGUUGAUUAGAAUGGUGCUACAAAAUUUUUCUUGUUUUGCUGCUUCUAUGUCAUUUCCCUGAGGCAAUCUCCCUUAUGUGUCAUUGCUCAAUUGUAGAGACUGGGUUAAUAGCAAUUAAUAUGAUGUCCAAUUAGCAUAAUUCAUUUCCCUAGUAGUUUAGAGGUUGUCCUUAAACUGGAAACGCAAGCAGAAUCAGAUAAAUGAUGUAUUUAGCAGGAUGUUUGCAUAUCCUCUGAUAGGGGUAUUCCAGGGAAAAGAAAACGCGCAAACGCAGGGAUAAAAAUUGGGCAAUUUGGAGUUACUAAUCAAAGAGCUAAUUACUUUGAACUGUUUUGAAAAGAUGACCAUGGUAUGCAUGCAUCUGCCAUGACAAUAUUUAACACCCCAAGUCAUUCAUUAGUAUAAAAAAAUUCUUAUGUCAAAUUCAGAGCAAUCUAUAAUUAUUAUUUUCUUUGAACAUGCUCACUCUUAUAGAUUCAUUAUGCGCUGCAUAUACUUUUAUAAAAAUUGAUGUUCGCAUGAGUGGGUUUAACAUCACACGGAUGCGGCAGAAAGAUGAUGGUUCUUUUCCGUGUGAGUAUGUCAAAUACCUCUCUGGGCUUCGGCACAAACCCUCCGUGUGAGUAUGUCAAACCUAGCACCACCGAGGCUACCAGCGGACCAGUAGCCCUUCCAAAUUCCGUGUCCGAGUAAGGAGCAUCCGGUCUUCACAAUUUAAUCGACGCCCGCGCGUUUCGAACUCGGAAUCAUUUGAAUGGAAGUAAGGCUCUGUUCCACUGAGCUACCAUCUCAAUGGCAAGAUGAUGAUAAUGAUGGUUCUUUUCGGCUGAGUAUAGAACACUAGAAAACAAAACAGUUUUUAUUAUUGGUUACAGAGGGGAAAAAAGGGAUACAAAAUUAUUUGAAAAUAAAUGGUAGGAAUCUACCAAAAAAAAUUGAAGAAAAACAAUCCUUGAAAAGAAGAUGGACCACGAUCAAAGGGAUUGGCACAUAUCAUGAUCUAAGAGUUCUGCGGCAAACCAAUUAGAUCGUCCAUGUUACUUUUACACAGUUUUUGUUUUAAAUCAUUUUGUGCCAUUAAGUCCUUAAUACUUUCUACCUUCCAGAGCCCGUGGUAUCUUAUACUCUUAAUUUUGGCAUGGAUCCUUUUCCGCAGCUGGAGAAGGCUUGCAUAAAAAAGGUGCUAGCAGCACUUCCAGUUUUUAAUUCAAUCCAAAAACCUUUAUCAGGGCCGCGAGGAAUUUGUGAAUUUUGGAGGAAGGCUAAGAUAUCGGGCAGUCCAUAUUUUAUUUGCUUAGAUGUUCUAGUUCAUGAAGCUUCAACAGGAAAAAGAAAAAAA
This is a messenger RNA of Phoenix dactylifera (date palm), 3394 nucleotides long. RefSeq names its product putative serine/threonine-protein kinase At1g54610. Gene Ontology annotation, molecular function: ATP binding; RNA polymerase II CTD heptapeptide repeat kinase activity. Lineage: Eukaryota; Viridiplantae; Streptophyta; Magnoliopsida; Arecales; Arecaceae. Gene Ontology annotation, biological process: positive regulation of transcription elongation by RNA polymerase II; protein phosphorylation. The record is from RefSeq and is a predicted model, not a curated record. Gene Ontology annotation, cellular component: nucleus; cyclin-dependent protein kinase holoenzyme complex.